UCUAACUUUAUCAGCUUCACUUUAUCAACUCAUAAUCUCACCCUCAUCCUUGACGAUCAAUUUCAUUCUUGUCCUCAAAUCUAGGAUUAGGAAUUCAAAUCAAUCAUCACUUGUCCUAACCUUCUAUCCGAAAUCUUUGACCUUCUCUGCCGGGACAUAAAGAGAUCAAUGUUUCUCGACAAAUCUACCUCCGCGAUAUCCGAUACAUAUAAACUCAACUGCUUCCACACCACAACUAUGAGUUUCGUUCGCCUUGACACUUUAUCGGACCAGGUUUUUCAAUAAAUAGAAAUUAAGCGUGAGGUUGACCCAUGAGAAACUUUGGAGGAUCUAAUUCUCACUGUUGGACAUGGAUUACUCAUCAUCCUCUUUGUUCGCAUUUCUCGACCUUCAUUGUUAUUUGUAUUUCUCCUUAUGGUUUAUAACACAAUCCAUCAUGCUCAUAUACCUUUGUGUUUCUAUAGAGGAUGCUCAACUUACCCCUGUUUUACAUCUUGGAGCUGGAGCAUGUGCUGGAAUAAUUGCUCUGUCUGGAGCUUAUCCAAUGGAUAUGGUCCAAGGCAUGAUAAAAUGUCUAGGCCAUUUGCAUCAAAGCCAACAAGAAAAAGACUAUGCAAAAGUGGCCCUGCUACUGCACAAAAGAGAUAAAAAGAGAGAAGCGGAUAAUCUUCAAUCACAUAUUUUCCUAAACUUGUGUCUUCUAUUGCAUUUCAAUGUUUUUCAAUCACAGCUCUUGAUGACGUCCUGGGCAACUACUAAGUCUUCCCUGCUCAACGACUCUAUCACUCGUGUGUGAUUUCCUACAAGGUAAAGGCAGCUUCAAAAGAUCCAACAAAGGUUAAUAGCAAUGUAGGAAUACAAGGUUUGUGAUUAUUUAGUUGAUAGUGUCACUGGUUGUCAAACAAGCGAGAAUGCCGAUGUUUUAUGACUAACAUCAGAGGAUCUCAUUUUAGUUAUAGGAAUGAUUAAAACUCAUGACUAUCCAAAUAUAUGAAAUAAUGAUGAUGUUAACAUCUUCCAUAAAAUAAUUAAGGGUGUGUGGUAUAAUAACAUGUUCUGUUUUUUUUCUGAUUUGUUUUAUCUGUAAAUUCAUGUUGAUAAGCUUAGUCGGCAAUUGUCAUUGAAGGAAUGGAUGUCUUAAAUUACACAUGAUAACAUUUCAAAUUUCCAUCAUUCAUUAAUAUUAACUUUUUUUUUGUAUAGUCUUUUAUAUAUAAUAACUAAUAACUAUUGUGCAUUAUGUGAAUUUCAAUGUUUAGAUUAGUUCUAUAGAGUAGUCCUCAUCUCUAAAUCGGUAUAGAAUAGAAUAAUAUUUUACAAGUCUUAUCCAACUUUGAGAUUAAGUAUUAAUAAAAACAAUACCCAAGUCUU
Messenger RNA from Vicia villosa (hairy vetch), 1371 nucleotides. RefSeq lists its product as uncharacterized. The transcript is spliced from 6 exons. Bases 350 to 796 code for a protein of 148 amino acids. The record is from RefSeq and is a predicted model, not a curated record. NCBI's taxonomy places the organism in Eukaryota, Viridiplantae, Streptophyta, Magnoliopsida, Fabales, Fabaceae.